AUGAGUGCUCACCACGCCAAUAGUGAGCGCAUCUCCGCUGAAGAUGAUCCCAGAGACAUUAAGAAUGCUGCCGACUUUCUCGACGAAGUGGACGAGCACAAUGCGGUCAAGCCGAACAGGACCCUCGAGGCACCUCCCUUGGUCAGAGACUUGAGCCCAGCGGAUCGAGAAAGACUGGAGAAGACGCUGGUUCGCAAAAUCGACUUCAGAUUACUACCCGCCGUCAUCAUCAUGUACAUCAUGAACUAUCUCGACAGAAACAACAUUGCAACAGCCAGGUUGGCCGGCAAUCCGGGCCUAGAAGAGGACAUCAACAUGAACGAUUCCCAGUACGAGACUUGCGUGUCCAUCUUAUUCGUCGGCUACAUCUUGAUGCAAAUCCCGAGCAAUCUUUUUCUGAACAAAGUCGGCAAGCCUGCUCUCUUUCUGCCUGGUGUUAUGGUGAUCUGGGGCAUCAUUUCGACUGCUACAGCAGCCGCGCGUAGCUUCGGCGGCCUGGUGGCGAUCAGAUUCUGCCUUGGGUUCAUCGAGGCAGCUUACUUUCCUGGUUGUCUGUUUUAUCUUUCUUGCUGGUAUACCAGGAAGGAACUGGCAUUCCGAUCAGCUAUCUUGUACUCGGGUUCUCUCAUAUCUGGUGCUUUUGCCGGAUUGAUCGCAGCCGGUAUCACGGACGGCAUGGAUGGAAAGCUCGGCUUGCCAGCAUGGCGAUGGCUUUUCAUCAUCGAAGGCGCUAUUACAAUCGUCAUUGCUGCAGUCUGCUUCUUCGUCUUGCCCAACCUCCCCAGAACGACCAAAUGGCUAACCGAAGAGGAGCGACAACUGGCCGUCUGGCGAUUGCAAGAAGACAUUGGUGUCGAUGACUGGACCAGCAGCGAAGAACAAUCUUUCUGGCAAGGCAUGUUCCUCGCUUUCAGAGACACCAAAGUCUGGAUCUUGAUGGUCAUGCUCUUGGGAAUCGUCUCCAGCGCCUCCGUCACGAAUUUCUUCCCGACAGUAGUGCAGACACUUGGUUACUCCAAGCUGAUCACACUGCUGUUGACAGCACCACCUUAUGUGCUGGCAGUCUUUGUAUGUUUCGCGAACGCGAUCCAUGCAGACAAGUCCGGGGAGCGAUUUCUGCACAUUACCAUACCGCUCAUCAUCGGCAUGGCCUCAUUCAUCCUGGCAGCAGCCACGACAUCUGUUGCUCCACGUUAUGUUGCCAUGAUGUUGAUGGUACCAUCUAUCUACGCAGGCUACGUGAUUGUUCUGGCAUGGAUAUCGAACACGAUUCCUCGUCCUCCAGCCAAGCGUGCUGCAGCUCUGGCAGCCAUCAACGCGGUGUCUAAUGCCUCAUCCAUCUACGCCUCCUACAUGUACUCAGGGGCUCCUCGAUUCAUCAUCGCAUUCUCGGUCAACUGUGGCACACUGUUCCUGGCGAUUGCGAUGGCAGCAGUCCUCAGAAUCAUGCUCGUACGCCUCAACCACAAGCUUGAUCGGGGUGAGACCAUCGAUGGUGGCAUUUCUGGUGCAUCUAUUGGAGAGGGCGAGGCAAUGAGACGAGGCUUCAGGUUCCUGGUAUAG
Messenger RNA from Fulvia fulva, 1563 nucleotides. RefSeq names its product MFS-type transporter cnsO. Gene Ontology annotation, cellular component: membrane. Gene Ontology annotation, biological process: transmembrane transport. The coding region runs from base 1 to 1563 and encodes 520 amino acids. The transcript is spliced from 3 exons. Gene Ontology annotation, molecular function: transmembrane transporter activity. The record is from RefSeq and is a predicted model, not a curated record. NCBI's taxonomy places the organism in Eukaryota, Fungi, Ascomycota, Dothideomycetes, Mycosphaerellales, Mycosphaerellaceae.